CAAAAACAACAACAACAAAGGGAUCGGACCAAGGAGCUAAAAAAAAAAAAGAAAUAAAGAAAGAAAGAAACGAAGUCGGGGUUAGACUAACAACUUAGAUUUGAAAAGGGUGAGUUGAAACGUCAGAAAAGGGGCAGGAAAAAAAAAAGAAUUAAAAUGUCCUCUGCCGGACAAGCGAGUUCCAGGCGGCAAUGGUGCUACCUGUGUGAUUUACCCAAGAUGCCCUGGGCUAUGAUUUGGGACUUCAGCGAGGCUGUGUGCCGCGGUUGCGUCAAUUACGAAGGCAUUGACAGGAUUGAGAUUCUUAUCGAAACUGCCAGGCAGUUAAAACGAACUCACGUCAUGCAGGACGGGAGGUCUCCGGGCCCCCAGGCCGGAAAGCACGGCCCAGGCGGGAAAGAGGGCUCCCUGGAAGGGGGGAGGCAAUCCGUGGAGAGGUAUGAGAGAGGGAGAGGGGAAUAUGGGGUCUCCCAAAGGCUGCCCAAUGGGCUGCCCAGGCCUGAAGAUGGGGGGCCCCCAGAAGCAAGCAGACAGAGCCCCAAUCCUAGAAGGGGCAUCGUUGGGACUGUGAAUCCCAGUCUGGUGGCACAGGGGCUGGUGGGCGUCUCUCACAGCUUGCUGGCAGCGGUCCCGGGUUUGAACACCAGGGGCACCUCCUUGACCAUCACCGGCCCGAUGUUGGGCGAAAUGGGUAAGCGAGGGGUCCAGGCGGCUGCGGGGGGGCUGGGCCCCCUCACGGGUGACUACGAGAAGGAGCUGAAGGAGAAGCAGAGGAGUGCGGAGGCCCUGGCCGAGCUGUCGGAGAGCGUGCGCAGCCGGGGUGAGGAGUGGGCUGGCCGGCCCAAGCAGGUGCGCGAGACCCUGCUGGCCCUGUCUAGCUGCGCCCCCUUCAACGUGCGCUUCAAGAAGGACCACGCUGUGGCGGGGCGCAUCUUUGCCUUCGACGCCAAGCCAGGCCUGGAUUUGGAGCUCAAGGUCUUCACCGAGUACCCGUGCGGCUCCGGCAAUGUCUUCUCCAGCCUCCUGGGUCUGGCCAAGCAGAUGUUCCAUGACUGCAUGAAAGACGCCGGCAAGGUCAUCAGCUCUGGGUUCAAGUACGUGGAGUACGAGAAGAGGCACGGCACUGGAGAGUGGCGCCUUCUUUCCGAGUUUCUGGCGGACCCGGUCCGGGCUUUCAAAGAACCCCCAGCCCACGAACUCUUCCCCCAGCCCUAUCUAGACCCCAGCUUCCCCAUGCUGCCAACCGCCUUGUGCGGGCUGGGCCGGAACAUGCCUCCCAGAGGGGGUGUGCGCCGCCGGAAAGCUUCCCCGGAAUCAGAGAGUGGGGACGCGGGGAGGAUGGGAGAGGAGCACAGGCAUCACUGGCUGCCGGUUUCCUCAGGGGGCGUGUACGCAGGCGUGCCCCACUUGCUGACCUCCACAGCUGGCCAGCCCCAAGAUGGGGAGCCCUCGCCCAUCACAGCUCUCAUGAGCGUUGCCGACAGCCUGGGCGCCGGGCAGUCCCCGAAAGAUGCCACCUCUUCUGCGGCGUCUUCCUCCGCCAACAGCAGCAGCAGCAGCCUGGUCCAUUCCGCCCCGGCUGGGCAGCACCGAAGACUGGCCGGCUCUAGAAACGGAGACCAGCAGCAGCAGCAACAGCAGGUCCAAGGAUCUUCCAGUAACAGCAACAGCAGCAGCUCCCUCCCUGGAGCGUCCAGCAGUGAGCAGAGCACAGGAGUGGAAGCAACAGGGGCCAGCGGCAUCCCACUGUGCUGUACCAUUUGCCAUGAGAGACUGGAAGACACCCACUUUGUCCAGUGUCCUUCCGUGGCCAACCACAAGUUCUGCUUCCCCUGCACGCGGGAUUUCAUCAGGGCGCAGGGGGCGAGCGGGGAGGUUUACUGCCCCAGUGGGGAGAAGUGCCCCCUGGUGGGCUCCAAUGUGCCCUGGGCUUUCAUGCAGGGGGAGAUCGCCACCAUCUUAGCAGGAGACGUCAAGGUGAAGAAGGAGCGCGACCCUUGAAUGCCCUGCGGAGAAGAAGGGAGAAAUAUAUUUGUGUUGCUUUAUUUGUAUUUCAUUAAGGGGGUGGGUGGUGGUGUAGACAAACAGGUCUUUGUAAUUGAAACCGUCUGACUGUCUUUUUCUAUAAUAUAUAUAUAGAUAUAGAUAUUUUGGGGUUCUUG
Molecule: messenger RNA, 2162 nt
Organism: Polyodon spathula (Mississippi paddlefish)
Lineage: Eukaryota; Metazoa; Chordata; Actinopteri; Acipenseriformes; Polyodontidae
Product: interferon regulatory factor 2-binding protein 1-like
Exons: 1
Coding region: 157-2001 (614 amino acids)
Biological process (GO): regulation of transcription by RNA polymerase II
Cellular component (GO): nucleus
Molecular function (GO): transcription corepressor activity
Source: RefSeq, a predicted model, not a curated record